AUGUACGGGGACCCCCUAUGCACCGAACCCAAUACGUUCAUUCCCCAUAUGACCGUCCUGGUUGGAACCCUCGGUUCUGCAUCAUCUCGGGGAACCAGCUGCUCAUGCUGGAUGAGGAUGAGAUACACCCCCUUCUGAUCCGGGACCGGAGGAGCGAGUCCAGCCGCAACAAACUGCUGAGACGCACGGUCUCCGUGCCGGUGGAGGGGCGGCCCCACGGCGAGCAUGGUACGGCGGCCGAGCAGGCUCGUGCCCCGGACAGUCGCUGGGAGCGGGCGGGGGCGGAGAGCUGCCGUGAUCCCGAUCCCGAGGACAGGGCGCCCUCGUCCGGGCUGCGCGGGGUACCGGGGCUGUUGGUGAGCGGCCCCCGCGUGUCCCUGCGCUGCUUCGCUCCCCAUUUCCUCUCCAGCAGCGAAGUUUGAGUGCUUCCCGGUGCCUGUAAAAAUAGUCUGCUUAGAUCUUUA
Messenger RNA from Cricetulus griseus (Chinese hamster), 464 nucleotides. NCBI's taxonomy places the organism in Eukaryota, Metazoa, Chordata, Mammalia, Rodentia, Cricetidae. The record is from RefSeq and is a predicted model, not a curated record.